AGCCUCGCUUCCCGGCCCUCCGCCCCAAACCGGCCUUUUGACCUCCCGCCUCCUCUCUAAGCUUCCCGUUUCCUUCUCCUGACGUCACAUUUGGCGCGAAAAAUUGCCCGGGAAGACGCGGAAAGGGGGCGGGGGCACCUGCCGUCGGAGGGUCCUGAUUGGUCCGCGCAGCCACGCGGGAGCUCUAGUGGCGCGAAUCUUUUGUCCUUGUCCGGACCGGAGCGGCGGCGGAGAAAAAAAGGAAAAGACUCCCAAUGGAUCUUGCCACGGCGGCGGCGGCGGAGGGCGGCUUGGCUGCGCCCAAUGCGCUCAAGCACAUCCGCGAUGAGGUGGCCGAGAAGUGCCAGAAGCUCUUCCAGGACUUUCUCGAAGAAUUCCAGAGCAGUGAUGGAGAAGUUAAAUACUUACGUGAUGCAGAGGAGCUGAUCCGUCCAGAGAGGAACACAUUGAUUGUAAGCUUUGAGGAUCUGGAACAGUUUAAUCAACAACUUGGUACUACAAUCCAGGAAGAGUUUUAUAGAGUCUACCCUUUCCUGUGUCGAGCUGUGAAAACCUUUGCCAGAGACCAUGGAAAUGUUCCUCCAAACAAGGACUUCUAUGUUGCUUUCCAUGACUUGGCUACGAGACACAAAAUUCGAGAAAUGACAUCAGCUCGGAUUGGAUCGCUUAUCCGUAUUAGUGGGCAAGUGGUCCGCACCCAUCCUGUUCACCCAGAGCUUGUAAGUGGAACCUUCCUCUGUCUGGAUUGCCAAACCGUGAUAAAAGAUGUGGAGCAGCAGUUCAAGUACACACAGCCCAACAUCUGCAGAAACCCAGUCUGUGCCAAUAGGAAACGAUUCCUUUUAGACACCAACAAGUCCCGAUUUGUUGACUUUCAAAAGGUUCGUAUUCAAGAAACACAGGCUGAACUGCCCAGAGGGAGCAUUCCUCGCAGCGUUGAGGUGGUCUUGCGUGCUGAAGCCGUAGAAUCGGCUCAAGCCGGUGACAAAUGUGACUUCACAGGGACCCUCAUUGUUGUGCCUGAUGUGGCUCAGCUGUCCACUCCAGGUGUACGUGCAGAAACUGGCUCCCGUGUGACUGGGAAAGAAGGUUAUGAAACUGAAGGUAUCAGAGGUCUUCGGGCACUUGGAGUCAGAGAGUUAUCCUAUAAACUGGUCUUCUUGGCAUGUUAUGUUGAACCAACAAACCCAAGGUUUGGUGGCAAGGAACUCCGGGACGAGGAACAGACUGCAGAAAGCAUUAAAAACCAGAUGUCGGUAGAGGAGUGGGAAAAAGUAUUUGAAAUGAGCCAGGAUAAAAAUCUUUAUCACAACCUUUGCACCAGCCUUUUCCCUACCAUACAUGGUAAUGAUGAAGUAAAGCGAGGGAUUCUUCUUAUGCUGUUUGGUGGUGUUCCUAAGACAACAGCAGAAGGCACUUCUUUACGUGGUGACAUCAAUGUUUGCAUUGUUGGAGAUCCAAGUACCGCCAAGAGUCAGUUUCUUAAGCAUGUGGAGGAAUUCAGCCCCCGAGCCGUGUACACCAGUGGAAAAGCCUCCAGUGCCGCUGGCUUAACCGCUGCGGUUGUGAAAGACGAAGAGUCCUAUGAAUUCGUCAUUGAAGCGGGUGCCCUCAUGUUGGCAGACAAUGUAAAGGACACUUUACACUCAAUGCAUGCUACUUUGAAUGCCAGAACUUCUAUUUUGGCGGCAGCUAACCCAGUUGGUGGACGUUAUGACAGAGCAAAGUCCUUGAAGCAGAAUAUAAACCUGUCAGCCCCCAUCAUGUCUAGAUUUGAUCUGUUCUUCAUUCUUGUGGAUGAAUGUAAUGAGGUUACAGAUUAUGCCAUUGCUAGACGCAUCGUGGAUCUUCAUUCUAGGAUCGAUGAUUCGAUUGAUCGUAUUUACACAUUAGAUGAUAUCCGAAGAUACCUUCUUUUUGCCAGGCAGUUUAAACCAAAGAUUUCUAAAGAGUCAGAAGAUUUUAUAGUUGAGCAGUACAAGCGCCUGCGUCAGAGGGAUGGCUCUGGUGUUACCAAAUCAUCUUGGAGAAUCACAGUGCGACAACUGGAGAGCAUGAUUCGCCUGUCGGAAGCAAUGGCACGGAUGCAUUGCUCUGAUGAGGUUCAUCCAAAACAUGUGAAGGAAGCCUUCAGGUUAUUGAACAAAUCUAUUAUCCGAGUUGAAACUCCGGACAUCAACUUAGGCCAGGAUGAAGAAGAACUGCCCACUGAGGAGCCUGAGGCUCAGGAUGGAGCUGCUGAAAAUGGAGAGUCCGUAGCUGUAAACGACUUGGUCAAUGGCGUUGGUGGCCACCCUGGUGAUUCAGGCAACGUAUCUCCACCAAAGGCUUCGUUAAGGCUUAGUUUUCCUGAGUACCGCAGAAUUUCUAACCUCCUUGUGAUACACCUCAGAAAAGCAGAAGAAGAAGAUGAUGAGGCUUCCUUAAAAAAGAGUGAACUUAUCAACUGGUAUUUAAAGGAAAUUGAGUCGGAAAUAGAUUCUGAGGAAGAACUCGUCAAUAGAAAGAAGAUAAUAGAAAAAGUUAUCCAUCGCCUUACACACUAUGAUCACAUACUAAUUGAGCUCACCCAGACAGGACUGAAAGAUUCAGCAGAAGGCCAGAGCUUUGAUGAAGACCCCUUCCUGGUAGUUAAUCCUAACUAUUUGCUCGAAGAUUAAAGGUUUUGAAGAAGCAGUGCUUCAUGAUAAGAGCCCAUUAUUCACUUUCCAAGACAUAUCACAAUACUGAAGAUACACUGUUGUACAUAGUUGGCUAACAUGGAAGAGCUUUGUCACAGAAUUCACCCACUAUAUCUUUUUAGUAGAAUUUUUUAAUAUAUAAGAGACUUUGUUCCUUCUGAAUGAGGAGUCAUGCAAGCUGAUAAGAAAGCUUUGUAAAAAGAAGCUGAUCUGCCUUAAUGUUGCUCCUGUAUUUUACUUAAGUCUUCUUAAACAUGUUUCGGUAGCCUGAUAUUAUGCCAUAGAUUUCUUUCCCAACUAUUUUAUUGGUGUUAAAUAAAUAAAUAAAGCUGUAUGUAUCCCCA
Pogona vitticeps (central bearded dragon) is the source of this 3025-nucleotide messenger RNA. The record is from RefSeq and is a predicted model, not a curated record. NCBI's taxonomy places the organism in Eukaryota, Metazoa, Chordata, Lepidosauria, Squamata, Agamidae.